ACUUUAGCUAACAAACAUUUUUUAAUAGAAUCAAUCCCAUCCCAUGUGGCUGUGCUUUGUUUGUAAAAAAAAGAGAAAAUUUGUUGACCUAUAUAUUGAGUGAGCUCUUUCUAGCAGUAUUUAUAGUACUAACUUAUACUAGUACUAGUAUUUCAUUUCACCACUAUCUCUCUUUCACUCUUCUCCUGCUAAGGCAGAAAACAUAGUUUUCCUACAUUUCCUUGUCUCCUUUUUCUUAUUGCAGAUCAUCCCUCCCAAGAAAUGACUAAAGAUGAAGACUUUAAACUGCUCAAAAUCCGGACCUUUGUGCUCAGAGUGAACAUACAUUGUGAAGGAUGUGAGCAGCAAGUGAAGAAAAUUCUUCAGAGAAUCGAAGGUGUGUACCAAGUGAGGAUUGAAGCAGAGCAACAAAGGGUGAGUGUUUCAGGCAACGUCGAUUCGGCAACUCUAGUGAAGAAACUGAUGAAGUCCGGCAAACACGCCGAGCUCUGCUCUCCAAAAUCCAACCAAAACCCGAAACAGAACACCGCUUAUAUCAAAGAAAACAAGAAAGCGCGCGUGCCUAAAAACAAAAGUAACGAUGACCAAAUGAUCAAGCAGGAAGACGAGAUGCAGCUGAUCAGGAACAAGAUCAAUCAGCUCUCUCGCCUCAAGCAGCACGUGACGAAUUCCAAUAAUGGGAAAACGAAGAAGAACGUUGCUGGUAAGAAAGGGAAUGAUCAGAUGUCCAACACGAACGACAUGUCUGUAAAUGAUAUUAGUGCAAUGAUGAGUCUUGCCGGUUUUCAUGGGAAUGGUGUUUUGGGAAUGGAAGGGAAUGGGGGAUUUGGAGGACUUGAGCAGCCGCAGCCUAAUGGUUUUUACGCGGGGAGUGAUGCGUUUGUGAGCCGGCAUGGGGGUUACCAGCAGAUGUUGUAUAACCGGAGCGCGUUUGUGCCUCCUACCACCGGUUAUUACUACAACUACGGUGGGGGUGAUUAUGGUGGUGGUGAUGAUCAUGUGUUUAUUGAUGAGAAUGCUGGUGGUUGUAGAGUUAUGUAGUUUUGGAUAAGUUGGAUUUCUUCUUGAAUUUCUUCUGUGUUUUGCCUUAUGAGAGUUUUGAUGAACUAUUUUGAUUUCAUUGUCAAGAUGAAAAUGUUAGCUAAUAGCUAUGAAUCAUAAUCUAUUGCCUCAUUUGUAUCAUCUCAUGUUGUAUCUACUAAUGAUCUAUGUGUUUGAAGAAUAACUUGCUUAGCAAAGUUUUUAUUUUUUGAAAAAAUCACGUUUCUAUA
This is a messenger RNA of Salvia splendens (bonfire salvia), 1271 nucleotides long. RefSeq names its product heavy metal-associated isoprenylated plant protein 37. The coding region runs from base 262 to 1041 and encodes 259 amino acids. Gene Ontology annotation, molecular function: metal ion binding. The record is from RefSeq and is a predicted model, not a curated record. The transcript has 3 exons. NCBI's taxonomy places the organism in Eukaryota, Viridiplantae, Streptophyta, Magnoliopsida, Lamiales, Lamiaceae.